Molecule: messenger RNA, 878 nt
Organism: Closterium sp. NIES-67
Lineage: Eukaryota; Viridiplantae; Streptophyta; Zygnematophyceae; Desmidiales; Closteriaceae
Source: the annotation of a GenBank genome assembly
UCGUCCCCCCUCACCUCCAAAACUGUUUUGCCACAAAACCUAAAACACAGCGCGACUUACGCCCAUGUCUAGGUGGAAUACCCGACCUCGGGUAAUUUUUUACCCGACCGGGUCGGGUACCCGUUACCCGACACGUCGGGUAGCAUUUCGGGUAGCGGGUAUUGAUACCCGGCCCGGGUCCAUCUGCGAGCCAAGCAAGUCCGUCAAGCGCCCCCCAGCGGCCUCCCUCCUGGCACCCUCCUGUCCCAGCCCACUCUCCCCCUCCCCACUCGUCACGCCUGCACUCGUGCCCUCCUGCCCUGUGCCCACGGCUCGGCGGCGCUGCUCGUCAAGCUUAGCCAAGUACCUGCCGAGACGCUUCCGAACCAGCUUCGCCACCCUCUCCUCGUCCAGCACAGGGACCACUCUGGCCGUGCCUGCAGUGUCAGUGGCCAGCUGCUCGUUCUCUGCCUCCCACCGCGGAAGCCUAAAGUAGUGCUUGUAGCGGGGGUCAAGCAUGGUGGCCACUGCCAGCUCCUUCGCCACCCCGUACUCGUACUUCUUCAGGACCUCGAGUGCCUCCCAUGCCAUGUCUUUAAUCACAGGCGUGGUCUUAUUGCUGUGGUACAUCGUCUCGAGGUUGUCGAUGAGCAGGUUGUACUGAGGGACUACCGCGGCGGCUGUUGGAUACAGCGAUCCCUCAGCCGCUGUGACAAUGACCACAACACAACAAGUGUAGGCCAGCAAGCUCUACGAACUCUCCAAUCCAAGCAGACAAGGGCUUACCGAAGGGCGCUCGACAAGACGGUACGCCAGGUCGGCGUCGGCAAAGAGCUCGACGAGCGCCUGCCGCAGUCGUUGCAAGGACAAACGGGCAGCCAUAAACUUGUGGAGGUUCG